GUGAGUAAUUUUAAUUGCUAUAUAAGCUGGCUAUUUGUUCAAUCAGUCGUUGACUUAACUUGAACUAUGGACACUAAACAACUUUUGAUGUGCAUUUUGGUAUUGGCACUCCUAGAAGUGAUCAACGCGCACAAGCCGAAUCAAAAAACUGGCCUACGCUGCGACAAGUGCAAAGGAACGAAAUGCCCUCUCCUCCGCGCUGAUCGGGUCUGCGAUGGAUUCUCAGACUGCGAUGAUGGGGCGGACGAGUUCAAUUGUCCGACAAAGCCGUGUUCGACAGAAGCCCCUACGACAACCUUUAGGACAACCCAAACGACAACCCGUUAAGACCCAUACAACAACCCCUACAACAACCCCUACAACAACCCGUACAACAACCCUUACGACAACCUUUUGGACAACCACUUGGCCAUGGCCAGGUUAAAACAGCUACUUCUGUCACUCCAGUGACAAUUACUAUGGAUAUUCCUUAAAACAACUUCCAGACUAAAAAUCGACUGCUUCAGAACAUAAUCAUUACUUUUUUAGACUUAUAAAAACAA
Molecule: messenger RNA, 542 nt
Organism: Dreissena polymorpha
Lineage: Eukaryota; Metazoa; Mollusca; Bivalvia; Myida; Dreissenidae
Product: LDL receptor repeat-containing protein egg-2-like
Exons: 4
Coding region: 67-327 (86 amino acids)
Molecular function (GO): protein binding
Source: RefSeq, a predicted model, not a curated record